Messenger RNA from Globicephala melas (long-finned pilot whale), 1032 nucleotides. RefSeq names its product autophagy related 12 (gene ATG12). Lineage: Eukaryota; Metazoa; Chordata; Mammalia; Artiodactyla; Delphinidae. Gene Ontology annotation, cellular component: Atg12-Atg5-Atg16 complex; cytoplasm; phagophore assembly site membrane. Gene Ontology annotation, biological process: C-terminal protein lipidation; autophagy of mitochondrion; nucleophagy. The record is from RefSeq and is a predicted model, not a curated record.
GUUGGGGGGGGGGCGGAGAAACAGUAGUUGAUCUAUCAGCGGUCAGGGGACUGCAACAGGUUCGACGCAGAGGACCAACCUGCAAUUCCGACUCUCAGUGGUGGUUUGGGUUCUCCCCGCCCCUACUCCGGCACCUCCCUAGCGCCGCUCUCCGGCGCAAAGCCCGCCCACUGUAUGCGCUGAGCCACCACUUCCGCCCUCACCUCCCUCCAAGCAAGAUGGCUGAGGAACCGGAGUCUUCGCUGCAGCUUCCUCCCUCAAUUGCUGCUGAAGGUGAAGGACCCACGGAGGUCUCCCCAGAAACAGCCACUCCGGAGCCCCCUUCUUCCGCUGCAGUCUCUCCGGGAACAGAAGAACCUGCCGGUGACACCAAGAAGAAAAUUGACAUCCUGCUAAAGGCUGUGGGAGACACUCCUAUAAUGAAAACAAAGAAAUGGGCUGUAGAGCGAACCCGAACCAUCCAAGGACUCAUUGACUUCAUCAAAAAGUUCCUUAAACUGGUGGCUUCAGAACAGUUGUUUAUUUAUGUGAAUCAGUCCUUUGCCCCCUCCCCAGACCAGGAAGUUGGAACCCUCUAUGAGUGUUUUGGCAGUGAUGGUAAACUGGUCCUGCAUUACUGCAAAUCUCAGGCAUGGGGAUGAGCUACAGAGGAAAAGAUAUUGAUAACUUAAAAUGAAUCUUCACAAAGCAAACAGCUCUGAAAAGUUUUGAUCUUGUGGCAAGAGACUUGUGGAUGUGAUCUCUUCAGCAUGCAUCUACUGUGACCCAUGUCUAUACAUUUAAAAUAUCCACAGAGUAGAUGGACUCACAAAAAUGUGAUUUGUAUUAAAACACAAAUCAGCAUAAAAGAUUGACAUUAGGGUUUACCCAUUACUACAACUAUUGCUCCAGAGCUGCCUCCAAAGUGUUGAAAAGGAGACUAAGAUUAUAUAAAGCUGCUUUUGUACCACUUCUCAAAAUGACUGAAACUGUUUACUUGAAAAAUUAGCACUCUGCUGAUUCCCCCCCCACCAUAAAAGUCAGUUUACUAAA